AUGAAGUUAAUCCUCUCUACCUCGAAUAUAAUGACCUCUGGCGGUCCCUCCGUCAUCCGCCAACCAUCAACGUUCAAAUCAAACGUCGAACUGAUCAAUUCCCUCCGCGCAAACUUCCAAACCGCGCAACAAUCCACCGCGGCCACAAGCAACGGAACUUCAACCGAACGCUACGCAUCAUGGACAAGAAAGAAUGACGACGCACUAUACAUCCCCGCCGUGGACUUCUCGCAGCGCGGCCUCGCCGAGGAACGCUCCCAGUACGACAUCACCGUCAAACUAUUCUACCUCCCCGGCAUCCCCGUGUCACGCCGAUGCGCGCACACGAAACAGGCGAUCGAUCUUGUGCUGAAGGAGCUGCAUGUCGACUCGAUCGAUCUGCUGAUCGUUUCGUUCCCUGGGAUUCUCUUCGACGCGGAAGAUGAUAGCGAGGAAGAGGAAGUCAGUUCCGUUGAUGACGGGAGCGAGGAGCAGUCCGACGACUUUGAUAGCCUGGUGCAGACAUGGCGCAGUCUAGAGAGUCUCUACGAUCAGGGGAAGAUCUCGCAGCUGGGCGUUGCGGAGUUCGGCAGUGAGCGGUUGGCGAGGUUUCUGGAGCACACGCGGGUCAAGCCAUCUGUGGACCAGAUUAAUUUGAAGGACUGCUGUGUUGUCCCGAAGACCCUGAUUUUGUAUGCGAAGCAGGAGAAGAUUGAUUUGCUGACGCAUAACGAUUGCAAUGAUAUCCUGCCUGUUGGGACGACGAGAGAGCUGCUGGGCCCUGGCGAACGUGGGGCGGGGAUUCUGGCAUCGACGCCGGAUGCGCAGGAUGGUGUGCAGGGGCAUAUUGAGACGCAGUGGGUGGUGAAGUAUACCGCUGUGGUGAAAGACCGGGGUGUUGUCGAGAACAAGGGUUAUUUUGCCCUUGCGGAUGUGGGGAGCUGUGUUGAACCCGGACUUUGA
Messenger RNA from Aspergillus puulaauensis, 942 nucleotides. RefSeq names its product putative gamma-cysteine synthetase regulatory subunit. The record is from RefSeq and is a predicted model, not a curated record. The transcript is spliced from 2 exons. The coding region runs from base 1 to 942 and encodes 313 amino acids. Gene Ontology annotation, biological process: glutathione biosynthetic process. Gene Ontology annotation, molecular function: enzyme regulator activity; glutamate-cysteine ligase catalytic subunit binding. NCBI's taxonomy places the organism in Eukaryota, Fungi, Ascomycota, Eurotiomycetes, Eurotiales, Aspergillaceae. Gene Ontology annotation, cellular component: glutamate-cysteine ligase complex.